AUGACUUCAAUUGAACUUGAUGAGAGAACAUUUGAAGCAAAGCUUCAGAACUUGACAAAUCUGGAGGUACUUUCUCUCUCUGAAGUCAACAUCUCAUCUCCGAUACCUGUGAAUAUUUCUUCUUCCUUAAGGUACCUGGAUCUUCGUCAUACUAAUCUGCUAGGUGUUCUCACAGAGAGUUUUUUCCUUCUGCCAAACAGCUUGGAAACGCUCAAAUUGAGUGAUAAUCAUCUUCUCAAAGGAGUUUUUCCAAAGACCCACCGGAGCAACACUCUGUUAAUGGAGUUGGAUAUUUCAUUCACAAGCAUCUCUGGUUCCAUUCCUGAUUCCAUAGGCAACCUAACACAAAUUACGGAGUUGAUUUUAUCUUAUAAUCAUUUCACUGGCCAUAUUCCUUCCACAAUCUCUAAAUUGAAGCACCUCACAUAUUUGGAUCUUUACUCCAACUCCUUUUCAGGUGAAAUUCCUGAUCGGCAUGAGGUGGUACUCGUUGCAGUUCCACAUUGCUUGGGAAGCAUGGCUAAUCUAAUGGUGUCGGACUUAAGAAAGAACAAUUUCACAGGGAGUCUUCCUCCAUUAUGUGCACACAACACUUCAUUGAGUACCAUUGUCGUAAAUGGCAAUCUAUUUGAAGGACCUGUUCCUGUGUCGUUGCUCAAGUGUGAUAGUCUAGAAGUCCUUGAUGUGGGGAACAAUGUUAUAAAUGACACGUUUCCAUCUUGGCUCGGAACUCUUGAAUACCUGCAGGUCCUUCUAUUAAAGUCGAACAAGUUCCAUGGACCUAUAAGUACGUGUCAGACUAAGUUUUGCUUUCCCAAGUUGCGAAUUUUUGAUCUUUCUCGUAAUGAUUUCAGUGGCUCACUUUCUGCAAAAGUUUUUGGAAACUUCAAGGCAAUGAUCAAAUUAGAUGGUGAAGACACAGGAAAUAUCAAGUACAUGGAAUCUGUGUUGAAUUCGUCAUUUGACACAUCGUAUGAGGAUUCAGUGAGCUUGGUAAUCAAAGGGCAGGAUAUUGAGCUACAAAGAAUCAGCACAAUUAUGACAACCAUAGAUCUCUCAAGCAACCAUUUUGAAGGUGUGAUUCCGAAAACACUAAAGGAUCUCAGCUCACUUUGGCUACUCAAUUUAUCCCGUAACAAUCUCAGAGGUGAUAUUCCAAUGAAACUAGGACAGUUGAGUAUGCUUGAAGCUUUAGAUCUCUCUUGGAAUCGGCUCACUGGAAAGAUUCCACAGGAAUUGACAAGAAUGAACUUUCUGGCCUUCUUAAACCUCUCUCAAAAUCAUCUCGUCGGACCAAUUCCUCAAGGUCGACAAUUCAACACAUUUGAAAAUGACUCAUAUGGUGGCAACCUUCAUUUAUGUGGUCUUCCUUUAACAAAGAAAUGUGGAACGAGUGAUUCAUCGCAUGUUCCUCAACAAUUGGAGUCCGAAGAAGAAGGCGAGUCAUAUUUUUUUAGUGGAUUUACGUGGGAAUCAGUAGUCAUAGGCUACAGUUUUGGACUAGUUGUUGGAACUGUCAUAUGGAGUCUCAUGUUUAAAUAUCGUAAGCCAAAAUGGUUUGUGGAAUUUUUCGAUGGACUCAUGCCUCACAAAAGAAGAAGGCCAAAGAAGAGAGCUCAGAGACGACGGACUUAAUGGAAGAUUGGGAGGGCCAACUUGUCUUUGUUUGAUUUUGUGGACUAAUAAGUGAACUUUUCUGGUUCUGUUUUUAUCUUUUUAAUUUUCUGUUUGUUGUUUGUAUAUGUUUGAUAGCAACAUAAUUAUUAUAUGUGUGGUAUUUUAGUAUCAAUGGUUAUUCAAGUUAAGUCUAUUUCUG
Solanum stenotomum is the source of this 1816-nucleotide messenger RNA. Its product is annotated as receptor-like protein 9DC3. The record is from RefSeq and is a predicted model, not a curated record. Gene Ontology annotation, molecular function: protein binding. The coding region runs from base 1 to 1635 and encodes 544 amino acids. The transcript has 6 exons. Lineage: Eukaryota; Viridiplantae; Streptophyta; Magnoliopsida; Solanales; Solanaceae.